Messenger RNA from Dissoconium aciculare CBS 342.82, 153 nucleotides. RefSeq lists its product as uncharacterized. The record is from RefSeq and is a predicted model, not a curated record. Lineage: Eukaryota; Fungi; Ascomycota; Dothideomycetes; Mycosphaerellales; Dissoconiaceae. The transcript has a single exon. The annotation marks the transcript as partial.
AACGUGUACAAUAAGAACGAGACGGGUGUGAUGUUGCGCGUGCUCAGGUCACUGAAAGUCCUAGUUGAUCGCGAUGAGCUGCGCACGGCCCGAUCGUCCUACAUGCAGCGGAUCCUUAUUACUGCGGUGGAAUGCAUCUCUGCCGACGGUUAG